AUGUCUCUGCACUAUCUCCCCCCCGUGAAGCCAUCGGCCAUUGCCCUCGGCACCUUCUUCAACCACGGCAUCGAGCUCGCCGUUCUCAGCCCCCUCUUCGGCAAGACCUACCAGCGCGCCAAGGCGGCCAACACCAAGGAGGAGUUCAUCAAGUCCAAGGAGGCCUCCGGCGCCGCCAUCGCCUGGGGCACCUCUUUCGUCGGCGCCGGUCUCCAGAGCUACGGUGUCGCUGCCCUCAUCAAUGCCACCGGCACCAUGACCUACAAGGGCGCCGCCUACCUCGGUGCCCUGAUCUUCGCCGCCACCGCCGCCCCUGGCUUCAUCACGCAGCUCUUCAGUGAGAAGAGGCCUGUGGACACUGUUGGUGUUAGCGUAGCUGCCAAGUUGUUCGAGACUGUCGGCCUGUCCCUCUUCCUGAACUGGUGGGGGACUCGCACCAACCCUUUUGAGUAG
This is a messenger RNA of Drechmeria coniospora, 453 nucleotides long. RefSeq lists its product as uncharacterized. The transcript has 3 exons. Lineage: Eukaryota; Fungi; Ascomycota; Sordariomycetes; Hypocreales; Ophiocordycipitaceae. The record is from RefSeq and is a predicted model, not a curated record. The coding region runs from base 1 to 453 and encodes 150 amino acids.